AUGCACGAACAAAACCCUCUUCAGGUGCAGUUCACAUCUCCGAACCAGAGAGAGCGUCGACUCCCACUCGUGCUAAUCCAUGAUGGAGGCGGCACAUCCUUUACCUACUUCCUUCUUGACAGCUUACACCGUGAUGUUUGGGCCAUCCAUAACCCCCACUACCAUACGGGGGAAGUUUGGCCGGGGGGCAUGGUGGAGAUGGCGCGCCAUUACAUCGGCCUGAUGCUCAUGGCUGGUCUCAGUGGCCCCAUCUUGCUAGGAGGGUGGUCUCUCGGGGGUCUUCUUGCGCUCACGAUAUCUCAGAUACUCGCUAAACGCCCUCGGUCAAAAGUUUCAGUUGCCGGACUAUUACUUGUCGAUUCCCCACAUCACACCCCUUGGUCCGAGCUGGCAGUCCCCACGUCAAAGCCCGACCUUGGUAAGGUCCCAGAGCUCGUACAAAGGUCCUUCGAUAACUGCCAAGGCCUCCUAGACACAUGGAAGCUUCUCCCUUGGGACAGGCCUACAUGUGGAGGCAAAAGCGUAUAUGUGACCGUUGCCGACGAGAAAUUUCAUCUACGCAGCAACGAGGUCAUUUACAAACCCGCUCGUGGUCAAUGGCGGACUAUGGAGACGCGAACAUUUGACGGGAUACAUAUGCUGUCGCGUCAGCCUAUUUCCCCUCCACCUGCCGUUCUAAUCAAGUGCGUGCAACAUGUGCCAGCGCAGGGGAGCGCGAACGAUCCAUAUCAGGUGGAUUUGCUCCGUGAUGAGCCUCUGCUGGGUUGGGAGGGUCACCACCUCGAAUUUAUCAAAGCUGUCAUCGAAGCGGACGCGCACCAUUACAACAUAUUUCAAUUUCCCAACAUCACUCAAAUCACGAAGCAACUCAAUGAGGGGCUAGAAAUCCUUGACAGCCUUCGUGUUCUGGAGCCUGAGAUCAAGGGUAACGCCCAGGCGUGUUGCCAUGAUUUCUCUGUAGGAAAACAGCAGUCAGGAGAGAUUAGCACUGCGCUCCAGAAGAACUAA
Colletotrichum phormii is the source of this 1008-nucleotide messenger RNA. RefSeq names its product Alpha/Beta hydrolase protein. The coding region runs from base 1 to 1008 and encodes 335 amino acids. The transcript has 3 exons. The record is from RefSeq and is a predicted model, not a curated record. Gene Ontology annotation, biological process: biosynthetic process. NCBI's taxonomy places the organism in Eukaryota, Fungi, Ascomycota, Sordariomycetes, Glomerellales, Glomerellaceae.